This is a messenger RNA of Opisthorchis viverrini, 879 nucleotides long. RefSeq lists its product as hypothetical. The record is from RefSeq and is a predicted model, not a curated record. Lineage: Eukaryota; Metazoa; Platyhelminthes; Trematoda; Opisthorchiida; Opisthorchiidae. The transcript is spliced from 4 exons. The coding region runs from base 1 to 879 and encodes 292 amino acids.
AUGAACUUUCAUGCGUAUCGAAGUCGGAAGACACGUGGUGCAGUCGAAACCGGAAAACGGUCUGUGGCAUUAAACUAUGGAGAAUGCAAAACAGACUUGAGUUUCCAACAAAACCUGGCACUCUACAGCAUCAGCCGUGGUAGUCAGGUAUUUUCUUACGGCUGUCGAUUGGCUCCUCCUUUGACUCGAAAACGCGGACACACACAGAAUUCCGACCUCUCGCGGUUGGUGUGUUUGGGAGUUUUAGAUCAUUUUAAUGGGGCUUGGGUCUUCGAUCUUCUGGUUUAUGACGCUUUAACUGAUGAUUCACCUUGGAAGUCGCUGUUACGCGUGCCAAUCCACGAAAACGACCAAGAAAUCCAAAUUCUGGAAUCACAGUACCAUUGCAAAUAUAAUAAUAUACAUAUUCAACAUACCUCAACGGAUUCUCCUCCGCGGUACAAUUACCAGCCUGAGGAUAAAGCGCAGUUCACUUCGCCUCAAAAUCGAUAUCGUCACAACCAAGCGGAUAUCGACGGCGAGCAACCGCAAAAAUCACAAUGUCCGAUCAAAGUCCGUAAGAGUUAUAAAAAUAGUUCAGUAAAACAAGGAGGUUUCAGUUCAUCUGGCCAAGGGGAAUCAGUAUGGGGAUUGGCUGUCACUUGGGGUUGGAAACGGGAGCACACUGUUGACAAGCUGUCUUCUACACCGCCACCCAAAACCCCAGCGGAUUUUCCUCCAUCAAGCUAUGGUCAUUCCUGGCUCAAAUAUUUUACUUACCCCAAGUUCCGAGUGGACUUACACCAGUACGCCAAACGGGAAUUGCUCACGCGCCAACUCCCAGUGGUCUCUCUGUAUGCGAUGAGUUCGAAAACCCAUCUCCCACCUGCGGAGAGUUGA